CACGAAGCGGCCGAAGCGCAUAGGUACCUACCCAAAGAAAUAAUUACCUUCGGUUCUUUGCUUGCUUGCUUAAUUCAUGUUUCAUUGCUAAUGUAUAUUGUAUAGCCAGCGAGAUAACGAGUCCAACUCGAGUUAUGGUGAUUUCCACUCGAGCUUACUCGAGUUAGUCGUGUUGACCCCAGUUGACCCCAUAGAUAAUAAAUAUGUACAUUUUAUCUAAAACUACCAUGGCUUUUUCUAGUUUGUAAAAAGCACAGAACACUGCACACUUCUAGCGAAGGUAAAAAGCAAGGAGUUAUUUUAUAAUAAGUAGUUUGGUAAAAAGUAUGUUAAAAUGAAGUUACUAAUUAGAGAAAUAAUAAUUGUCUUAAUGUCGUUAAUUGUUAUCAAUGAAUCUGUUAAAUUGUCGGCGGUAAAAAAUAAAUAUCAUAAAGGCGUGAAAGCAUAUACUGAUGAGAGGUGGACUGAAUGUAUCGCUCAGUUCGAAGAAUCUAUCAGUUUAUAUAGAGUUUAUAGAAAACGCAUAAUUAACUGUAGACUUAAAUGUAACAGAAAUCAAUACAAUUCAGAAAUACAAAAUAAUAUUGAAGAUUUAAAAAUUUAUGAACUGCUUUUGAAGAAAACAGUGUGCCUUAAACAAUGCAUAGAGUCUGUUGCCGAUACACAUCUCCAAGAAGAAUUUCAAGAUAUCAUUCCAAUAAUGUCAGCUAGAAAACCUUUUGAGUAUCUCCAUGUUUGUUAUUUCCAAAUGAAUGCUUUACCAAAAGCUGCCUCAGCAGCAUAUACAUUUCAUGUUGGACAUCCAGAUGAUAUCACGAUGCUAAAUAAUGUCAAAUAUUACAGUCAACAACCAGAAGUAGAUGUAAAUGAGAUAGAAGACUUGCUGAUUGAAAAUUUCAUGAUAUAUUACAAAAACGGUAAAGAUGCUUACAAUAAAAAUGAUUGGGAAAAAACAAUAACUAAUUUUGAAGAAGCUAUCAAGGAUUACUUUUCAGUGGAAAACAAUUGCCGUGCAGAAUGUGAAUUGCAACCAGACCAACAGAUAUCUUCAGAGUUUAUCAUAACAAUUGCAAAUAACGUAGCAUCUCUUUUACACUGCCAACAGCAAUGCCAAGAUAUACUGAAAAAAUUUAGCUAUCAAUCAGGAAUAGAAUUCCUUACUGAUGUACUAGAUUAUCUACAGAUCUCUUACUAUUAUACAAAAGAUUAUGAGGGUGCAGCUGAAGCGGUCUCCACUUAUAUGGUUAUGAUACCUGAUGCUGAAGAUAUGAUAGAAAACAAAAAAUUCUAUAGUUCGCUUGUAGAUAAAGAAGCUUUUGUUAACAGAUCUGAUAUUGUUUACUACUUUAAACGGGAUACUUAUGAAAAAAUGAUUUUGAAUCUGUUUCACAAGGACAGUGAUGAAGGUAGUUUUAAGAUUAAAGAUGAAUUAUAAUGAUUUAUCUUUUUGUCAAACUAAAGCUAUAAGAAAAAUAGUGCCUUAGAUAGUAUAUAUUUUUCGACAUUAUUUACCAAAGAUGUUAGACCAGAGUGAAAGUGUCAUAUUUUUAAUUUUAUAAUUUUUAAACAAAUGAA
Messenger RNA from Bombyx mandarina (wild silkworm), 1575 nucleotides. RefSeq names its product cartilage-associated protein. Gene Ontology annotation, biological process: collagen fibril organization. Gene Ontology annotation, molecular function: collagen binding; protein binding. The record is from RefSeq and is a predicted model, not a curated record. NCBI's taxonomy places the organism in Eukaryota, Metazoa, Arthropoda, Insecta, Lepidoptera, Bombycidae. Gene Ontology annotation, cellular component: endoplasmic reticulum.